This is a messenger RNA of Oncorhynchus masou masou (cherry salmon), 2481 nucleotides long. RefSeq names its product B-cell receptor CD22-like. The transcript has 12 exons. NCBI's taxonomy places the organism in Eukaryota, Metazoa, Chordata, Actinopteri, Salmoniformes, Salmonidae. Bases 144 to 1928 code for a protein of 594 amino acids. The record is from RefSeq and is a predicted model, not a curated record.
CAGAACUCACACUUAGGCUACGCCUGCUUCUACUAACACUUACAGUAGACUACUUCUUGUUUCCACGCAGUGACAGUAAGUUGACUAACUGUUCAAGACCUCUCCUCUUCACUUCACUCUACUGCAGGGUGGGAGAUGCAACAAUGGCCUUGAGAACAGCAGGAAGUGUGCUGGUGGUCUUUCUCUGGUCUGUAGCAGUGGUACUGGGUCAGGGUGUCUGGAGUGUGACCUACACCAAGAAUAGUAUCUGUGCCUUGAAGGGGUCAACAGUGGAUCUGUCCUGCUCUUACACAUAUCCCAGAGGUCAUAAAGUUACAACAACCACAUGGUAUAACUGGAAGAUGGGUGUCUGGUAUACUUAUGAUAUCCAAGAUAAGAAUGAGGGCCGUAUGGAGUACCGGGGGAAUAAGGAGAAUGACUGCACCCUGACAAUCACAGACCUGAAAUGGAGUGAUGCUGCAGCAUAUUAUUUCAUGUUUUCAACAAAAUCCUCCUCUUGGAUUCCUCGCAAUGACUAUGUCACUCUCAUUGUCACAGAACUGCAGGUGGAGGUAACAGACACAAGUAAUAGGAAGACACUGUCCUGUAGCACCACCUGUACUCUGACUGACAACCCCACCUACAUCUGGUACAAGAACGGACACAAAGUAAAGGAGGACACUUCCAGCCUGGACUCAGACUCCUUUAGUGAUGCAGACAGUUACUCCUGUGCUGUAAAAGGCCGUGAGGAUCUCCUCUCUCCUGCAGUGUGUCAGAAGUGUUGGAGUGUGACUUACACCCAUCAGAGUAUCUGUGCUUUGAAGGGGUCAUCAGUGGACAUAUCCUGCUCUUACACAUAUCCCAGUUAUCAUGAGAUCAAACAAGCUUUCUGGUUUACUAAAUGGUCUGGUAUGGAGGCUGAAGAUCUGAGCUCAGUGCCAGGGUAUGAGGGUCAUAUAGAGUACCUUGGGGAUAAGGAGAGUGACUGUACCCUGAGAAUCACAGACCUGAGAUUGAGUGACUCUGCUGGGUUCAGGUUCAGAUUCAUAACAUCUGGAGGAAGUGAGUUUAAUGGCUCACCUGUCUCCCUGACUGUCACAGAUGUUGUGUUGGAGAUGGAUCCUACAUCUGUGUCAGAGGGGGAGAGAGUCACACUGAGAUGUAGAACUAAAUGUACACUGGACCCCAUCACAGCCUACAGUUGGUAUAAGAAUGGACAGUCUCUACCAAACAGCAACACCUCCUCUCCUGUCUAUAUCCUGUUCUCAGUCAGCAGUGAGGAUACAGGCAGAUACUCCUGUUCUGUAGAAGGACAUGAGGAUCUCCCCUCUGAUGAAGAGACUCUCACUGUCACAUAUGGACCAAGGAACACCUCAGUGUCAGUCAGUCCCUCUGGUGAAAUAGUGGAGGGCAGUUCAGUGACUCUGACCUGCAGCAGUGAUGCCAACCCACCUGUGGACAAAUACACCUGGUACAAGAAGAACGUAACCUCACCAAAAGCAUCAGGACAGAGUUACAGCAUCACUAACAUCAUCUCUGAGGACAGAGGAGAAUAUUACUGUGAGGCCCAGAAUGGAAGAGGAUCUAAUAACUCUACAGCUCUGAUGAUCAUUGUAGCAGGGAAACAGACCUCAGUUGUGACUGCAGCUGUAGGAAUCAUAGUGGUUGUUCUGGUUCUCAUCCUCUGUCUCUCUGGACUCAUGUUGUUCAGGAGAUACACAGGAGGAAGUGAUGCGACAACAGACACACAGAGUGUCCGUCCUGACUGUAACAGUGACACGUACACAGGUCUGAACAUGAGGACCAUGUCCCCUGACUAUGACACGCUGGCAAGUGUCCAUCCUGACCCUAACAGUGAUGCCAACAGUGACAUGUACACACCUCUGAACAUGAAGACCAGGUCACCAGAGUAUGACACCCUGGCAAAUGUGAGGGGACCCUCCCACUGAAGAUAACCACCACAGAUCCUGGACUGAAGAGAAUCACCACAGAUCCUGGACUGAAGAGAAUCACCACAGAAGCUGGACUGAAGAGAAUCACCACAGAAGCUGGACUGAAGAGAAUCACCACAGAUCCUGGACUGAAGAGAAUCACCACAGAUCCUGGACUGAAGAGAAUCACCACAGAAGCUGGACUGAAGAGAAUCACCACAGAUCCUGGACUGAAGAGAAUCACCACAGAUCCUGGACUGAAGAGAAUCACCACAGAUCCUGGACUGAAGAGAAUCACCACAGAUCCUGGACUGAAGAGAAUCACCACAGAAGCUGGACUGAAGAGAAUCACCACAGAAGCUGGACUGAAGAGAAACACCACAGAAGCUGGACUCACGAGCUACGGUUCCAAUCCAAAGCCAGGCCUCACACAUCUAUUCUCUUGCAACCUUAUCUAGAUGGUUUUCCAGACCAUGAACUUUAGCUUUUGAGUAAAUGCUGGAAUAGAUGUUUUAUUUUCUUAUGAUGAUAAUUAUGUAUAUUGGUGAUAAAUGGGAUGGGUUAUGCUUCU